Molecule: messenger RNA, 3473 nt
Organism: Dromiciops gliroides (monito del monte)
Lineage: Eukaryota; Metazoa; Chordata; Mammalia; Microbiotheria; Microbiotheriidae
Gene: STAT4
Product: signal transducer and activator of transcription 4
Exons: 23
Coding region: 1-2250 (749 amino acids)
Biological process (GO): response to peptide hormone; cytokine-mediated signaling pathway; regulation of transcription by RNA polymerase II
Molecular function (GO): DNA-binding transcription factor activity, RNA polymerase II-specific; RNA polymerase II cis-regulatory region sequence-specific DNA binding
Source: RefSeq, a predicted model, not a curated record
AUGUCUCAGUGGAAUCAAGUCCAACAACUGGAAAUCAAGUUUUUGGAGCAAAUAGAUCAAUUCUAUGAUGACACUUUUCCCAUGGAAGUUCGACAUCUCCUGGCCCAGUGGAUUGAAGGCCAGGAUUGGGAAGCUGCUUCAAACAAUGAGAACAUGGCAACAAUUCUCCUACAAAACCUGCUAGUGCAACUGAAUGAGCAGUUGGGUCGAGUUGCCCAAGAGAAGAAUCUACUCCUGAUACAUAAUUUAAAAAGAAUCAGGAAACUACUUCAGGGGAAAUACCAUGGAAAUCCUAUGCACAUAGCAGUAGUUAUUUCCAAUUGUUUAAGAGAAGAAAGAAGAAUAUUGGCUACAGCCAACAUGCCUGUACAGGGGCCCCUGGAAAAGUCCUUGCAGAGCUCUGUGGUUUCAGAAAGGCAAAGAAAUGUAGAGCACAAAGUGGCUGCCAUCAGAAACAGCGUACAAAUGACAGAACAAGAUGUCAAGUAUUUAGAAGAUUUGCAAGAUGAAUUUGACUACAGGUAUAAAACAAUACAGACCAUAGACCAAGGUGAUAAAAACAGUAUUCUCGUGAAGCAGGAAGUUUUGACAUUGCAAGACAUGCUCAAUACACUAGACUUCAAAAGAAAGGAAGUCCUCAGCAAAAUAACACAAAUAAUAAGUGAAAUUGAGACCUUGAUGAACAACAUGCUGCUAGAAGAACUGCUUGAUUGGAAGAGGCGUCAGCAAAUUGCCUGCAUUGGCGGUCCAUUGCAUAGUGGCCUUGAUCAGCUUCAAAACUGUUUUACCCUGUUGGCAGAAAGUCUUUUCCAAGUCAGAAGGCAGAUGGAAAAGCUAGAUGAGCAGUCCACCAAAGUGUCGUAUGAAGGGGAUCCUAUUCCAUUGCAAAGGUCUCAUUUGCAAGAACAAGUCAACUUCUUGAUCUACAACCUUUUCCGAAACUCAUUUGUGGUUGAACGACAGCCAUGCAUGCCAACCCACCCCCAGAGACCACUGGUACUUAAAACCCUCAUACAAUUCACUGUGAAACUAAGACUUCUGAUUAAAUUGCCUGAACUGAACUAUCAGAUAAAAGUUAAAGCAACUAUUGAUAAGAAUGUUUCAACUGUAAGCAACCGUAGGUUCAUCCUUUGUGGCACACAUGUCAAAGCCAUGAACAUGGAAGAAUCUUCCAAUGGUAGUCUCUCAGUGGAAUUUCGACACUUGCAACCAAAGGAAAUGAAGUCCAGCGCUGGAGGCAAAGGAAAUGAGGGUCCUCAUAUGGUAACUGAAGAACUUCAUUCUAUAAGCUUUGAAACACAGAUCUGCCUGUAUGGUUUGACUAUAGAUCUGGAGACAAAUUCAUUACCUGUUGUGAUGAUUUCCAAUGUUAGUCAAUUACCUAAUGCUUGGGCUUCUAUAAUUUGGUACAACUUAUCAACCAAUGACUCUCAGAACUUGGUUUUCUUUAACAACCCUCCAACAGCUGCUUUGAGUCAGUUGUUAGAAGUGCUGAGCUGGCAAUUUUCAUCAUAUGUUGGACGGGGUCUCAACUCAGACCAACUCAGUAUGCUGGCUGAGAAACUCACAGUGCAACAAGCUAGCUACAAUGAUGGUCAGCUCUCUUGGGCCAAGUUCUGCAAGGAGCACUUGCCUGGCAAGGCAUUUACCUUUUGGGUAUGGCUUGAAGCAAUCCUGGAUUUAAUAAAAAAGCACAUUCUUCCUCUUUGGAUUGAUGGGUAUGUAAUGGGCUUUGUAAGCAAGGAGAAGGAGCGUGUCUUGCUGAAAGAUAAGAUGCCAGGAACAUUUUUAUUGAGAUUCAGUGAGAGCAACCUUGGAGGUAUUACCUUUACCUGGGUGGACCAGUCAGAAAAUGGAGAAGUUAGAUUCCAUUCUGUAGAGCCCUACAAUAAAGGCCGUUUAGCAGCUCUGCCAUUUGCUGACAUUCUUCGAGACUACAAAGUUAUUAUGUCUGAAAAUGUCCCUGAAAACCCACUGAAGUAUUUAUAUCCUGACAUUCCCAAAGAUAAAGCAUUUGGUAAACACUACAGCUCUCAGCCAAAUGAAGUUUCAAGACCCACUGAAAGAGGUGACAAGGGUUACGUUCCCUCUGUAUUUAUCCCUGUCUCAACAAUCCGAAGUGAUUCUACUGAGCCACGCUCUCCAUCAGACCUCCUUCCCAUGUCUCCAAGUGUAUAUGCAGUGCUGAGAGAACACCUGAGCCCCACAGUCAUUGAAACUGCUAUGAGCUCUCCAUGUUCUGCUGACUGAUGAAAUAUUCUUUGGUGCCUAAAAGAACUGGGAAAUUUUUGAAAAGUACUAUUUUCUAAAAUGCAUCUACAUACAUUUUUCAAUAGGAACCAAAUAGCAAGUUUACAGUUCCAUAAAUAAAGGUUUUCUGGAAGGCUGACACACAGAGCUCCUCUCACCAAUAUGGCCCCCAAUUUGGGAGCAGCACACUUGAAAUUUUGAAAAAAACAAACUUCAGCAAAUGAGAUGAGACAAUUUUAAGAAACCAGGGUGUUAACACUGUAAGCUGUUCUCAGUGUUGUUCUGUAUACUAUCCACUUAUUUCUGCUUCUUAUUUCUUUCAUCAACCAAUCAGCAAGCAUUUCUUGAGUGCCCACCAGUGCUAGGCACUGGGAAGAAAAGGGUGAAAGUGAGACAAACCUUGUCCUCAAAGAGCUUAUAUUACCUACUUUCUAGCACACCUGCUGGCCCAGGUGUGUCUAUGUCUGUUUGGGCUAUUCCCCAUUCUCCACCCUAUGGGAACUUUACAUGUUAGGAUUUUCUUUCUGGAAAUUUAUCUUUGUCAUGGCUUCAGGACUUCAGAUAAGGGACAGUUCUUCAAUGGCCUAUUCUCAUGCUUGUACUAAAUCAGGUUACAGUUUUUACUUGUUGUUAGAACAAUUCCUACAACUACUAUUUGUAGGAUAGGAUAAAUACAGGUUAUAGUUCAAUCCCUGGUCUAGGAUAAAUUUUUAUUUUGUUUAGUCUCAGAUAGUCAAUGUAGUUGUACUUUUAAUCCCAGAGUAAAGAGCCAUUUGCCAAAGGGGGCUUUCCAAGCUCCAGAAGUCCUCUACACAAGAUCUAAUGGAUAUUUUAUUGAAAGGGACUUUUCUGCUCACCCCAGGAGCACACUUAAUGAAUCAACUUGGAAUGUGGUGGGAGAGGCAUUUUGCUCAUGCUUUUUCCAACCCUGUCAUGAUCUUUGGUUCUAAAAAGGUCUCAAUACAGGGGUAGUGAUCAGCAUCACUCAUUCCAUUUGUUUGUAAGGGCUUGAGAGAAAAAAAAAACCAUGAAAAUGAAGUUCACAUUUUAAAGAUUUAUCAUAUUCUCACCUUUUACCCCCAUCACAAUUCAAUACAGCUAUUUCUUCAUUUAUUUUUUUACUUGUAGAAUCCAUGGAAAAAUAUAUUAAUCCAUUUUUUGGUAAUUAUUCAGUCGGAAUUCUAUGUAGGUAUUCUGGGGGAUGAGGCAUAAUUUCUCUAGGA